GAUACAAAAUUCUAAUAGUAUAAAUUCAUCUAUAUUGGCAUUGUUCGUAAUACUGCGAAUAGAACAACAUUAUUGUAUCAUUGCAUGUAACACUUGACGUUAUUAUGAAAACACUGAAAGUCUCUUCAUGUAUGUUUAAAUGUCUACUUUCAGUGGAGAUGGCCCCGUCCAAUAUAUCUGAUUUACCGUCUAGUGAUGGCGGGAUAUACACUGUUUGCCCUCAUCUACACGCUGGCAGAAGUCGAGACCGACAACAGCAGCGACGGACCAUCAACAGAACCCGUGUUCAAUCCAAUGGUGUACUUAACCAACUGGUCAUACCUGGUUCUUACAUUACAUUUCUUCAUUGCUUUCGUUGUUGCUGUUGUAUGUUAUAUACAUACCGGGACGACUACCAAAACACACCCAACGUCAGAAAACGCCCCCUCCGCAAACGUCGGUGAAACUACGACUAACAGCGACCACGACAAGGGGAAGGAAAGUCAUGAAGACAGUGCCAUUAAAACUGACAAUGAGAUAGGCACUGGCGGAUCAAAAUCAGAAUCCAAAUCUCCAGACUUCAGUGAGGCUCAACCCGUAAAUACAACACCCUGGUAUUCCAAGAUAUCCUGGAUCCUUGCCAACAUCACCUCCGAUACCUGCAUCAUUGUGACGUCGAUCUACUUCGGUGCGUUAUACGAUCCUUCAUCAGGAAUGACACUGUCAAAUCUGAACGUCCAUGGCCUCAACACAGUCUUCGUCAUCGUGGACACCUUCAUCACGGCGCGACCUGUCCGAAUCUUACAUUUUAUCCAUGCGUUGAUAUACGCUGCGGUGUAUAUGAUCUUCAGCCUCAUCUACUGGGCUACAGACAAGGCCAUCAUUUACAAAUAUAUACUGGACUGGUCCACGCCCGGGUCCACCGUUGGUAUAAUGUUGGGCAUAUCUGUGCUUGUGUUUAUACUGCAAGUUGUAUACUUUGGUCUUUAUCAACUUAGGCUGUACAUCUACAGGAAAGUAUACGGUAAAGAGAGUUAAUAGGCAAACUAUAAUACUGACACCUCGAGGUUAAAGAGGUCCGUGCUUCCAAAGUGUCUGAAUUGACCUGCGAACACUGAUUCUUAUCAGUACUUCUCAUACAAUAUAUCACAUCCUCUUUUAUUCUUGUGGUCAGGAGUGACAAGGGUUUUACACAGAUGUCAUACGUUUACAAUCUUGGCGAUACCCGAGGAGAUCUGGGUUAGCAUUGGUCUUCAGCAACCCAUGCUUGUCGUAAGAGGUGACUAACGGGUGGUCAGACUGGCUCACCUGGUUGACAAAUGUUAGCGUAUCUUAAUUGGGUAGAUGUUGUUGAUCAUUGGAUUGCCAUUUGAUUGCCUGGUCAAGAAUCGAUCAUUUACAGACCGCCGUCAUAUACUUUGAAAAACUGAUGAAAUCAGAGUAAAUCAACAAGCAAACCAAAAACAAAACAAAUUAACUCAACGUAUGAACUGUUUAUGUUAGUCAUAGUGUCAACAAUAUACUUAGCAAAUACUUAGCAGCGUUGUGCAUUAAUAAACAGUAAGUUUCUCAGCUUUUCAUCGGACACCGAUAAAGCACUGUGCGAAGAUUUUUUGUACUUGCCAUCUUUAGAGAAAGUGAACAAAAUAAUUCCAGAUAUAUGUGAAAUGGGUUUAUGUACUUAUAUAUAACGUUAUACAUUGUAUGUGCAAAUUUACUUGCAAUAAAUCACGAAAAUGGAUUUCCUCUAUGACGUCAAACGACGACCGAGAGGUCACAGCCGUAUAAAGAUAAGGAGGCAGUACUACGCAGUGCUUAAAGUCAGGUCAAAUUUGCUGCGGGCACUGUAUUGUCGUGAUGUUUUGUUCACGAUGAACAAAACUAUUCCUAAACAAACAUCCUCACUGUAACCGGAUACGUUUUGGUAGUAAUACAAUUUAUAAGAAAUUAUGACAUGGUAUUACAUGAGAAAGCACGUAAAAUCGAGUUGGAUUACCCUAUCCAGCAUGUAAAUUAGUUUUCAGAUCCCCAUAAUCUCCUGUAUGUGUACAUGCAUUUUUGCGUCAUUAUUAACAGAGUAUUAGCCAUGUCUUCAAAUGUCUUUUGUAUGUGUGUGUGUGCGUUUGUGUAUAUGUCUGGGCUUGUGUGUUUUGUGCGUGCGUGUGUGUGUGUGUGACUUUAC
Molecule: messenger RNA, 2161 nt
Organism: Haliotis rubra (blacklip abalone)
Lineage: Eukaryota; Metazoa; Mollusca; Gastropoda; Lepetellida; Haliotidae
Exons: 1
Coding region: 196-1017 (273 amino acids)
Cellular component (GO): membrane
Source: RefSeq, a predicted model, not a curated record